AUGGUUGAAUGUGCAAUUAAUUUUGUUGUUUUUCUGUUUAGUUGUUCUGUUUGUGUUAAAGUUAAAGAAAAAUUAAAAAAUUCCAAAUCACAAUUUUUUGAUGAAGAGAAACUUCGAUGGUUGACAGUCAAAGGGAAAUUCAUGUGUGUAAAUGUUGCUACUAUGUCUUGUAAAUGUGGAAUGUCAAGAGAAGGAAUCUCACCUUGUGCUCACAGAGGAGAUGGAUGUGUAGAUGUUGUUGUUGUAUCACGUUGCUCACGUUUUAAUUAUAUACGUUAUCUUUUUCGCACUUCCUUUCACAAUCAAAGCCCUUUUGAUCUCAAUUUUGUGCAACUUUAUCGUGUACGUGAAUUUCGUUUUAGUCCUUAUGUCUCAGAAGGUGAUAGGACACCUGCUGCAACUUGUACAGGAGUACAAGACAGUCAGCGUCGUCUGGUAACUAGUAUGUGGAACUGUGAUGGAGAAGUUAUAACAGAGCCAAUGAUUCAUGUUAGGGUUCAUUGCCAAUUAAUCAGUCUGUUUUCUCGAGGAAUUGAAGACAGAGAAAUUGAAAAUUCUUGCACACAUUGUAUAGGAUUUUGUAAGAAGAAACAAGGUUGAUUUCAAUAACUUAGAAAUAGCACAUUUCUUCAUUGGCCAAAAAGUGCCACAUACCAUUAUGCACCAACAGUCCUUUAUAUCAGAAAAACAAAGUGAGAUGUUUAAGUUUUGUUUCAUUUUAUUACUUCCAUUAUUUUUAAUCAUUCCAAAAAUCUUUGCAUGAUCAUAAUCAUAUAAAUAAAAGAGAUUUAAGUAUUAUGUAACAUUUUAGUAAAAUGUCUAUUCUGAGAAUGGAAAUUCUUGAAUAGAGAAUUUGUAUUUUAAAAUGUUAAUAUUGGAAAUGAGCUGGAUCUCAUAAAAAGAAUUAUGUACUUUGAUUACAUAAUAUAUGGUAUUAAUUUAUGGUUCAAUAAGAAAUGAAAGCAUUUUUUCAAGAUAAAGUGAACAAAACUCUUUCUAGAAAUUGUGUAUGAUAGAUCUGAAAGUUUCUUUGACAAAUAUGUUCAAAUUCAUAAAAUUAAUAUAUGAAAUAUUUAAACUUAUUUCAAUUUUUAUGAAAUAUUUGUAUAUGUACUAUUAUUAUAUAUCAAAAUAAUGGAAG
This is a messenger RNA of Centruroides sculpturatus (bark scorpion), 1141 nucleotides long. RefSeq names its product ceramide kinase-like. The transcript is spliced from 5 exons. Lineage: Eukaryota; Metazoa; Arthropoda; Arachnida; Scorpiones; Buthidae. Bases 1 to 600 code for a protein of 199 amino acids. The record is from RefSeq and is a predicted model, not a curated record.